Scylla paramamosain (green mud crab) is the source of this 2869-nucleotide messenger RNA. RefSeq lists its product as uncharacterized. The coding region runs from base 821 to 1939 and encodes 372 amino acids. The record is from RefSeq and is a predicted model, not a curated record. The transcript has 6 exons. NCBI's taxonomy places the organism in Eukaryota, Metazoa, Arthropoda, Malacostraca, Decapoda, Portunidae.
AGCCUUACUUUUAUUGUCAACAGUCAUGGAAAACGAAGAAGCGUGAAUAAGUGACGGGAGUGUGACGCAAAUAACGGAAUAUUGACAGGAAUGACGGAAAUGUGGUUGGAAUGACGGAAUGUGUCGUGAGUGUGACAGGAAUAACAGAGGUGUGACGGGAAUGACAGGAGUGUGGCAGGGAUGACGGGAGUGACGAGAGGCCUGAAGACGCGGUGACGCGGGGCGCGGCGAGGGGCGAGUGAAGGCGGUCAUGAAGACGAGCGGGGACAGCCACUUGUCAGCCUUGCACCGUAUCCUGUCACCAAUCAGCGAACACGAGCCGCUGCUUACUCCAUUUAGCAAGCCAGUUGCGGUGGUGGUGGUGGUGGUGUCUUACGAGCGAAAAGCCAAGACUGACUGACUGGCACGUUUGCGGAGGAAGUGCGUGAGGGGGAAGAGGAGUGAGUGAGUGAGUGAGGGAGGGAUGCCUUAUCAGGACAUGCUCAGUGUUGCCGUCUCGUCCUCAGAAUCAUACGCUUCCCUCGCUCCCCUCGCUCUCCACCGCCCCCUGCGCCUCACGCCCCUCACUGAGUUCACUGUGGGGGCGUUCUUCUCCCCAGCUUCGACUCUCAUUUUGAAAUACAACUUAGAGAGUGCGAGCGAGUGAGUGAGUGAAUGACGCGGAGGCAGGAAUCUGGGAGUGCAAAGCGAGGGCAGUAGCGGUCAGUGUCAUUCGUGUUCUCGUGGUGAUUUGCCUGGUGACGGAACGUGGCGGAGCAUCCUACUCCUUCACCACCCCCACGUCCCCAAGACAACCCGCCCCGCCGCUCCUGCGCUUGUCAUGGCCCGAGGCGCGCCCAUCAUGGUGCCGCCCGUGGUGGUGCUGAUGGUGGUCCUGGCGCUGCUUGGUGCUAACGUGCCAGGGUACUGCGAAACUUUUGAUGAGUACGAGGACAAGGAAUACGUGGACGGCUGUCAUCCCGAGGAGGCCGACACGUGUUUCCACGACGUGAAUGACAACCUCCUGUGUAACCUAGGCAAGCCAACCCCGAACAAGAACUGCACCCACAGAGACGCCAACGACCUUUGCUUGAGCAUGAGUGAAGCCCUGAUCUGCUGCGAGGACAUCAUAGAAUCGUGCUCGGAGUCUGAUGGGCUGAACACCUUCCAAGUAUGGUUAAUGGGACUGGAGGGCGUGUACUCCCACCUGUGUGUGGAUGACGAGGAUCUGGACCUAAUUACUGAUCUCCUGCAAGAGUCGAACUGUUUCCGCCUCAAGAAGUUCAUCACGUGUGUGGAGGAUCGAGCCAACCUGACCCACGUGGCGGAUCUUCUCACCACUCAGCUUGAUCUCCACGAGUGCAAUAUGCUGCAGGUUUCGGUGGCUGCCUGCAUUGAGGACGCCGAGAAGAACAAGAAGAAGUGCCGCGGUAAGGCCGAUGUGGUGAAGGAGGCUUUGAUAGUAUUCUUUAGCUCUACGGCUUGCGGCCACAGACCCCCGCCGCCCCCAUCACCCUCACCUGUCCCCUGCAUCCCCCCUACGGCGGGGACCAGCGCUGGGGGAAGGGACACCACUAACAGCAAUAAGACCACCAGUAACACCACCACCACCACCACCACCACUUACAUUGGCAGUGAAGUCACCACCACCACCACCACCCCCGUUACUAGUAAAACCAAGAGCACUAAAGUCACCAGCUUCCCUAACCAGGCCAGCACCAGAGGCACGCCCAGCAGCACUAACCGCCCCGCAGCGUGCCAGCAGACUCAAGACCUGGCUAAGAGCGGCACCCCCACGGCCUCGACAGUUGUGGUGACGGUACUGGUGACUCUGGUGCUGGUGGGCCUCGCGGGAAUGCUGUUGCUGAAGAGGGGCGUGCUCACCAUCAGAACUGACUUUGACCGUCGCCUUGCGGGUCUCAAUGACGGGGAAUCCAGCAGCGGCUACGAUAGGUUUUAACGAGUAGUUGAAGUGAUUUUUAUAUUGUAGAUCUAGUGGGGAACGCAUGACUCACUGCGGCAGCAUCAUCAAGUUCUGAGAUCUCAUAAAACUGUCACCAUACCUUUGCUUAUGCAUUGUUAUCACCGCCACUGCUGUCACCACUGUCGUCACCAUUAAAGGUUCAAGAUCUACUGGAGGUCCUCUGGAAAUAGGCAUCAGGUUCUGGGAUAUCGUAAAACAUACUUGCAAAAUUCGGGGGAGGCUUAACUGUCACAAUACCUUUGUUGAUGUAUCGUUACCACCACAGCUGUUGUCACUGCCACCCACCCACCGCCUCCUGUAAAGCACGCUGUGGGACGCUCAAGAGCCGCAUUCUGAGAUUUUUGGUGCUUCAGUCUCGACUCUUACUAACAGAUGUUAUUAGAGUUUUCUGUGAACGUUUGCAUGUUCCUGGUGAUUGUUUACCAGUUUUCUGUGAACGUUUGCAUGUUCCUGGUGAUUGUUUACCAGUUUUCUGUGAACGUUUGCAUGUUCCUGGUGAUUGUUUACCAAAGAUUUAGCACCUUCCAACAAGCUCUAGAAGUUAAGGUUUCCAAGUGUUCCCAUGAUUCUAGCUGGUAAAUGUUACAAAAAUUCAGUACGCCUGAACAAAUUAAUGUUUCCAGGAGAGUAUUCGUGAUUCUGAUGAUAGCGAAACAAAUAUUUAACACUAUCAGUAGGAAAAUACACCCGUGAGAAGUCGACAAAUCACUCCUGUGGUCUUUCAAAACAAUCCUGAGGGAAGUCCAGAGCGUUGCAAGAUGCGAACACAAUACAUGUCUAAAUACACCGAUACCGACUGACUGAUCGGCCAACCGAUAACCGAUGGAUAUACUUGUUAAUCUCCGAAGAGUUGUUACUGUUACUCUGUGUUUGUGUGACUGUGAUGAUAAUAAAUGAAUCACAAUA